Aspergillus japonicus CBS 114.51 is the source of this 1100-nucleotide messenger RNA. RefSeq names its product flavin reductase family protein. Bases 155 to 940 code for a protein of 261 amino acids. Lineage: Eukaryota; Fungi; Ascomycota; Eurotiomycetes; Eurotiales; Aspergillaceae. Gene Ontology annotation, molecular function: FMN binding. The transcript has a single exon. The record is from RefSeq and is a predicted model, not a curated record.
AGUCAUGACGCCUCCAUGCUUUCCGGACAGUCUCGAUACCAAUGAUCAAGCACCAACAGCUGGUUUUACUAACGCAUGUCUUAGUGUCCCAAAGAGAAUUUCCCGUCCCUACAUCCGAGCAAUCCCUCCUCGAUCCUUUUCUCACUCUUCGAAUAUGUCCAAAGCCCACGAUGAUUUCGAGAAAGUUCAGGCUUCUCGGCCGGACUUCAAACCGGACAUCCCUGUCACCUUUUCGAAGCCUCCCAAGCCCGACUGGAAGGAGGGAGACGGAGGCAACGAUGGAGGCGAGAGUUUGAAGAAGAACCAUGUGCAAAUCGACCCGUACGAGGAAGGGCGUCCCGUGGCUUCGAAUUACAAACUUCUCAUCUCCGGCAUGGUCCCCAGACCCAUUGCGCUCAUCAGCACGAAGUCCAAGGAUGGGAAGACAGCCAAUCUGGCCCCGUUCAGUUAUUCACAGGUUAUCAACCACGAUCCUCCACUCUUCAUUGUGGGAUUUGUUGGCUCCCUUGACAAGGCGAAAGACACCCUGAAGAAUCUGGCGGAGACCGAGGAAUGUGUGAUUAAUAUUAUUUCGGAGCACUUCGUGGAAGCGGCCAAUGCGACUGCCAUCAACGCUCCCUAUGGCGUAUCGGAAUGGGAGGUCUCGGGAUUGCACCAAGAACCGAGUACCAUUGUCAAACCAGCUCGGGUCAAAGAAUCCAUCAUGUCCAUUGAGGGGAAGCUUGUCGAGACCAAGGAGUUUGAAAGCCGAACGACUCCGGGGAAGAAGUCCAGCGUCCUCGCGAUUAUUGAGGGUGUCCGGUUCUGGGUUCGAGAUGAUGCCAUCAAUGAGGAUAAGAGUAUUGUCGACCUCAAGGUUCUCAAGCCCAUCAGUCGCCUGGGGGGCAUUUCAUACGGGCGGACUACCGAUGCGUUUGAGAUUCCUAGACCACAAUUCUAGACGGGUUGAGAGGAAAGCUCAGUGAUACAGGUAGGAGAGGUAUAGGUUCCUCGGGUGAUGGCUAUUGGUACAGCAGCUAGAGGUAUGAUAGAACAAUAGAUAGAAUUCUUGAAGAUAGAGAGGGUCUGAGAGCUUUGAUCUUCCAUGAAAAGAUUCUAGG